This is a messenger RNA of Candidozyma haemuli, 1437 nucleotides long. RefSeq names its product translocon subunit (gene SEC61). The record is from RefSeq and is a predicted model, not a curated record. Gene Ontology annotation, biological process: SRP-dependent cotranslational protein targeting to membrane, translocation; post-translational protein targeting to membrane, translocation. NCBI's taxonomy places the organism in Eukaryota, Fungi, Ascomycota, Pichiomycetes, Serinales, Metschnikowiaceae. The transcript has a single exon. Gene Ontology annotation, molecular function: signal sequence receptor activity; transmembrane protein transporter activity; ribosome binding. The coding region runs from base 1 to 1437 and encodes 478 amino acids. Gene Ontology annotation, cellular component: Sec61 translocon complex; membrane.
AUGAGUUUCCGUGUUUUGGAUCUCGUCAAGCCGUUCGAGCCCCUCGUUCCAGAGGUGAUUGCUCCAGAGAGAAAAGUCUCCUUCAACCAGCGAGUCAUGUGGACUGGUGUCACCUUGUUGAUCUUCCUCGUCAUGAGCGAAAUCCCCCUCUAUGGUAUCAACUCCUCCGACGGUCUGGACCCGUUGAUCUGGCUCAGAAUGAUGCUUGCGUCUAACCGUGGUACCUUGAUGGAGUUGGGUGUCACGCCAAUUGUCACUGCUUCCAUGGUGUUCCAGUUGUUGCAGGGAACGAAAAUGAUCCAGGUGGACAUGAACAACAAGCAGGACAGAGAGCAGUUCCAGAAUGCUCAGAAGCUUUUGGCCAUCAUGUUGGCUGUUGGUCAGGCCACUGUGUAUGUUUUGACCGGUAUGUACGGUCCUCCUAAGAUGUUGGGCUUGGGAAUCAUUUUGUUGUUGGUUUUGCAGUUGGUUUUCGCCGGUAUCAUUGUGAUUUUGUUGGACGAGUUGUUGCAGAAGGGCUACGGUCUUGGUUCUGGUAUCUCCUUGUUCACUGCCACCAACGUCUGUGAGAAGAUCAUGUGGAAGGCUUUUGCUCCAACCACUUCUUCCGCUGGUAAGGGUGCUGAAUUUGAUGGUGCUGUCAUUGCCUUGUUCCACCUCUUGGGUUCCAGAUCUGACAAGAAGAGAGCUAUUUUGGAGGCUUUCUACAGACAGAACUUGCCUAACAUGCUCCAGGUCUUGGCUACCGUCUUCAUGUUCUUGUCUGUCGUCUACUUGCAAGGCUUCAGAGUCGAGUUGCCAAUCAAGAGCACCAGACAGAGAGGCCCAUACGCCUUGUACCCAAUCAGAUUGUUCUACACCUCUAACAUGCCUAUCAUGUUGCAGUCUGCUUUGUCUUCUAACAUCUUCAUUGCUUCUCAGAUCGUUUUCAUGAGAUGGCCAGACAACACUUUCGUCAAGCUCUUGGGUCAGUGGGGCCAGAAGGGUGGUUCUUCUCAGUUGUACGCCGUUAGCGGUUUGGCUUACUACAUCCAGCCACCUCUUUCGGUUACUGAGGCCAUGUUGGACCCAAUCAAGACGGCCAUCUACAUCACCUACGUCUUGGGUGCCUGUGCCAUCUUCUCCACCACCUGGAUUGAGAUCUCUGGUACUGCUCCAAGAAACAUCGCCAAGCAGUUCAAGGACCAGGGCUUGGUCAUUGCUGGCCACAGAGACACCAGUGCUUACAGAGAAUUGAAGAAGAUCAUUCCAACUGCUGCUGCUUUCGGUGGUGCUGCCAUUGGUGCUUUGUCCGUUGCAAGUGACUUGCUUGGUUGUUUGGAGAGUGGUACGUCCAUCUUGAUGAGUGUGACUACCAUCUACGGCUACUAUGAAUUGGCCGUGAAGGAGGGUGGCUUCUCGAAGUCUGUUGUCAGCGGCUUCUCUGAUGGUAUUUAA